AUUUGUUGAUUUUAAGGCAAGGUCAUUCUGGAGUCUGUAUCUUAUUUUGCCUUUGUUAGUCGAGUCACUUCCUCAUGUGGUGCUGGGCUGAACAAAUCUGGCCGACUGAAGACUGAAGAUGAUGUACUGCUGCUGAUUAGUUAAUGGAGGGCAGGUGUGAUCCACAAUCAAGGAGAGAAGGAGGUCGCCAUGACGACAAGACACACACACAGAUCCACACUGAUAACACUGCUGCUGCUCGUGUUCUCUCAUCCAGGCUCCUCCUGGUUGUUGCUGAACCAGACUGGGUCGAGUUGGUUCUGGUUUACUUGAGGAUCACGGGUGUUCUGGUUCAGUCAAACCAGGAUUACAGUGGGUUGGGUUAAGUCGUGUAGUGGAGUCAGUGUGGGGUUGCAGUGGUUGAGGGUAACCUUGAGUUGUUUUUUUGUGAGUCCCUGAACUCUAGAAACUCAAAGGCAGCUGGUUUCUUUCUUCCAUUCGUGUCAGGGACAGUUCGCUGAUGAUGUCAUCGCGCAUGACUGGCGGUGAGAAGAGUCACCUGCUCGCUCCCUCGCUCCUCAGGAGGGGUUGGUCCAGAACCUCUCGUGGUCUUGAUGACCAGUCGAGUCGCAACAACAAACUGAGGGAACAAAGGUGCGCGGCAGGUGGAGUCACGGAAUUAAGAUCAAAGGAGGAAGAAGGCGACGAGGAACGCUGUGUGGUGCCUUCAGAUGGCUCUGAGUGACAGGAUGAAAGACGCUGGAGAAUAUUGCUGCGAUGCAACAAAGAUGGGGCUCGCAAUGAAACCCUUGCUGGCGUCUGUGGGUCAGUGCAGAGAACACUUCCUCCUGUCAGGCUCCAGCGGUCCAGGAAGAGCUCAUGUCGGACGGUCGGGUUCAGAUUAAUGUCUUUGAAGCCUUUCUGUCAGUGACAGACUUCAACAAUGGCUUGGAGGCCAGCUCUGACUCCGACGAUGACGACAAGCUACACAUCGUGGAGGAGGACCAGGAGUCUAGCAAGAGUCCGCCGGACACCGAGGAGGGCGCCGCCAAGGACACCGCCGCCGCCGCCACCGCCAGAGCGGCACCCGUCAACGGGACCUGGACCAAAGUGAAGAAAGAGAGUUUGUCUGAGGGAGAGGACGAUGAGGAGGACGAAGAGGAGGACGAGGAAGUGGAGAAGGAUGUGAAGGACUCUCUGGUGGAGGAGAUUCUGCAGCAGGCAGACACGGCCAUCAUCUACCCCGAAGCUCCUGAAGACGAGCAGAGUCCCGCUGAGACGGGAGGAGCAGAUGAAAACGGAACGCCGGACUCUUUCUCGCAGCUGCACGUGUGUCCCUUCUGCUCGCGCGGCUACAAGCGCCACGCCUCUCUGAAGGACCACAUUAAGUUCCGGCAUGAGACCAGCGACGACAACUACAGCUGCUCGCACUGCAGCUACACCUUCACCUACCGCUCGCAGCUGGAGCGCCACAUGAGCCAUCACCGUGGCAACAAGCAGCAGCAGCAUCACGUCUCUCCAGCGUCGACCACCAUCACAGGAACUCGCAAAUUCAAGUGCACGGAAUGUUCCAAGGCCUUCAAGUACAAACAUCACCUGAAGGAGCAUCUGCGCAUCCACAGCGGUGAGAAGCCGUACGAGUGCUCAAAUUGCAAGAAGCGAUUCUCCCACUCCGGCUCCUACAGUUCUCACAUCAGCAGUAAAAAGUGUCAAAGUGCUGCAGCCAACAACGCGUCACGGACGUCAGCCAAACCCUUAGCCACCAUGUUGGCUGCUCCCCUCUCAGUGGCGCCGACCGCCAUCCUGGUCCGAGACAAGGUGGACAGCAAACCUCUGCAGGAGCAGCUGCCCGUCACCCAGAUCAAAUCAGAGCCUGUGGAGUACGAGUGCAAGCCGGGGGCGCCGGCCACCUCCGCCGCUCCUAACAAGCCGGUCAACGGCGGCGCACCGCAGACGACGGUGGCAGCGCUUCCUCAAGGCGUCGCCAUGGUCCUGCCCACGGUCGGCCUGAUGUCGCCCAUCAGCAUCAACAUCAACGACCUGCAGAACGUGCUGAAGGUGGCGAUGGAGGGGAACGUGCUGAAGCAGGCUUUGGGCUCGGCCAACGGCCUGGUGACCCCGGGGAAGCAGGGCAUCGUGCUGCAGCAGCCGCAGCAGCAAAUCCUCAGCCUUCCGGCCUUCGUGGACCACGACGGUACCACCAAGAUCAUCAUCAACUACAGCAUCAGCCCGACCGCCGGCACCGCUCCCACCACCCAACCAGCACCACUAGUCCUCAAAAACAGCCUUCCUGUUCCGCCUGCGGUCACCACGGCGGCAGCCCCCACCCCAAGCAAAACAGGUACCACCCCCGCGCCCCAGGCGGCGGACCUCAGCCGGGUCAAAGUCGAGCCCGAGUCGCCUGUCACCUCAGAGAAGGAAGCCACCAGGCAAGCUGCAAACACUGUAAAGACGGAGCCCGCAGAAGCCGACGAGCCCGGCUCAUGUUUACUGUGCAACGACUGCCCGGACGACCUGGAGGCGCUGCACCUGCUCCAGCACCGCAAGGCUGCCAACGGCGAGGCGGUGGACUCUGCUGCUCUGGACCCGUCCUUCGCCACGCUGCUGAACGAGGCGGGCGUGACGCUGGAGGACCAGCCUGUGGACGACCCGCUCUCGCUCCUCAAAAAUCACUUUGCUUCCAACGCCAACCCCGGCGAGGGGGAGCUGCUGGAGAUCUCCCAGUCGGUCAGUGUUCCUGUGGACGUGGUCCGGAAGUGGUUCGCCAAGAGGAGAGAGAAAAGCGAAAGCCAAAAGGAGACGGCGGCUUCCAAAGAGACUGAAGCAUCUGAGGAGGUGGUGAAGGAAGGAGAGAAACCUUCGGAGUCUGUCAGCACUUCUCCGUCAGACUCUUCACUCGCUACCAACCAGGUGGUGAUAAAGACUGAGCCAGAAGAAGCGGAGGCGGCGGACUCCCAGGCGGAGCCUCUGGAUCUUUCCCUCCCCAGAGAGGUGGCCACCGCCCCCAGCGUCGCCCCCAGCGUCACCCCCGUAGCUGCCAAGCCACCUCUGAAACUGGCGUGCCUGACCAAGGGUCAGCUGGACGGCAAGACCAUCUUUGUCACGGCUCCUCAGGCGGGCAAGCCGGUCAGCAUCGUCUCCGCCGCGCAGCUGCCCACCCUGGUGGCCAUCGCCGGGCAGGGCACGGUGGGCUGCCUCAGCUCCUCCACCAAGAGAACCAUCCUCAUCCCCCAGCUGUCGUACACCUACGCCACCUCCACCGGCGGCAGCGCCGGCGCCAAGACGGUCGUGCUCAACGGCCACAAGGUGGAGAAGAAGCCAGACACCAAGUCAGAGCAGGCUUCACCGGCGCCGGACGAGCAGAGCGACCAGGACUCUCCCUGUAAGAAGCGGCGGCUGGAGAACGGCAUCUUCCCCUGCGACCUUUGCUCCAAGGUCUUCAUGAAGGGCAGCUCCCUGCUGCGACACAAAUACGAACACACAGGGAAGCGACCCCACGAGUGCCCGGUCUGCCUGAAGGCUUUCAAACACAAGCAUCACCUGAUCGAACACUCGCGGCUGCACUCGGGCGAGAAGCCGUACCAGUGCGACAAGUGCGGCAAGCGCUUCUCCCACUCGGGCUCGUACUCGCAGCACAUGAACCACCGCUACUCGUACUGCAAGAGGGAGGACACCAGCCCCGAGCCAGACUCCGCCUCUGGCGCCCUGCAGUCGGAGCUGGGGGACGGCUCGGUGGACGGGGGACUGCUGAACAGCUGGACCUCCAUCCUGCCGCCGCAGACGGACUCUGACGGGCGGGAGACCGAGGAAGAGGAGGACGAAGAGGAGUACGUAGAGGGGGACGAGGCUGUGUGCAUGGACGACAUCCGGGUGGUGCAGGUGGACGACGGGGAGUGUGAAAUCUACGAGGAGGACUUUGAUGAAGGAGAGGAGACGGGCGAGGUGGUGGAGGUGGAGAUGGGGGAGGAGGAGGAAGAGGAGGAGGAGGGAGGAAGAACAGACUGUGAAGCAGACUUGGACAAAAGCAUCAGGGAGCCGGACGACGCCAAAUGAACCUCCUGGGCUGGUGAGUGGGACUCCGGCGCCGCCUGGUCCAAAACGGUCCACUACUGUGUACAAACACCCCGGCGUGCCUGAAAACGAAAAAGAGAAAAAAAAAAAAACAUCCUUUUUUUUUCUUGUGAAGUUUAACAAAAAUAUCAGUGUUAAAAUUGUUUAUAGAAGAUUUUAAACUUUGUUAGUUACUGAGACGGUUGUUUGUUUGUCAUGGCGUCAGUGUUACUAACCUUUAGAUCGGAACCUGUAAAGUUAUUUCUAAACCUUUUUAUUGCCAAUGUCUCCGAGAAUCAGUAUUUUAUUGAGUUCUACGAACAAACCUGUGCACUACAGUAUUCCUGUGCGGAUACACGUACGCCCUUCAGUGUUACUCGCGUGUUACCGCUAGCGACACGUCGUCGACUGUGUAGCCUUUUGCUAGCGACCGUUUUAGUUGACUGUUAGCCUUAAACGAGGGAGGGGCGGGGAGGGAGGGGCGGGACGUGACCGCGGCUUCAGUAUCACCAAAUCAGUCCUAUCAGGGAAGUCAAAAGCCAGCAGGGGGCGUCUUUGGCUCUGAAAAAAAACCCAUGCGCCUCUUCGUAACGUGCUCCGGAUGUCGCCGGGUUGGUCUGAAGCGAGGAGCCGCGCGACGCCUCCAGCCUUAUGCAAGACCGGUGUGCUGUUAAAGUGC
Molecule: messenger RNA, 4708 nt
Organism: Synchiropus splendidus (mandarinfish)
Lineage: Eukaryota; Metazoa; Chordata; Actinopteri; Syngnathiformes; Callionymidae
Product: zinc finger E-box-binding homeobox 1-like
Exons: 8
Coding region: 859-4032 (1057 amino acids)
Biological process (GO): regulation of transcription by RNA polymerase II; anatomical structure development
Molecular function (GO): RNA polymerase II cis-regulatory region sequence-specific DNA binding; DNA-binding transcription factor activity, RNA polymerase II-specific
Source: RefSeq, a predicted model, not a curated record